Molecule: messenger RNA, 1771 nt
Organism: Cimex lectularius (bed bug)
Lineage: Eukaryota; Metazoa; Arthropoda; Insecta; Hemiptera; Cimicidae
Gene: stck
Product: LIM and senescent cell antigen-like-containing domain protein 1
Exons: 8
Coding region: 114-1334 (406 amino acids)
Biological process (GO): cell-cell junction organization; cell-cell adhesion; regulation of DNA-templated transcription
Cellular component (GO): cell-cell junction; focal adhesion; cytoplasm
Molecular function (GO): sequence-specific DNA binding
Source: RefSeq, a predicted model, not a curated record
UAGUCUGAAGUAUCAUUUGAACUCGUAUGGUGUUACACCGAAAAUUUUUGCUUCAAAAGUGCGACAAUUUCUUUGUUUAAAGCUUAUUUUACAUUGUUUCGCUUUUUAUUGCGAUGUCGGCUAUUAAUCCGAAUCUCUCUCCGCAUGCAGUUAAGGUCCUUUCUUUAGACCAUUCAGACCUUUAUAUGAGGCGGAUGAAAGAGGAUGGUCCAAAGAACACAACAAAGUUUCAUGGUGAUUAUGGGUAUCUUGAUGACAGUCCUGGAAAGAGGGUUGGUGAGGAAAUAAGCAAACCAUCCCCACCCAGGUGUCGAGUCAAUAAUAUGUCGUUGAGUAAUAUGUCCUGCUCCCGUUGUGGGGAAGGAUUCGAGCCAAACGAGAAAAUAGUCAAUUCCUCUGGAGACUUGUGGCACACCCAAUGCUUUGUCUGUGCCCAGUGCUUUAGGCCAUUUCCAGAUGGUACGUUUUAUGAAUUUGAAGGGCGUAAAUACUGUGAACACGAUUUCCACGUUCUCUUUGCACCAUGUUGUGGACAGUGUGGGGAAUUUGUGAUUGGGCGAGUUAUAAAGGCAAUGAAUGCAAAUUGGCAUCCUAGCUGUUUUCGGUGUGAAAACUGCAACAAAGAGCUGGCUGAGCUUGGUUUUGUGCGUCACCAGGGGCAAGCUCUCUGCCACGAGUGCCGAGCUUAUGCCAAAGCCUCUGGAAACAAUAAGCACACCUGCUAUAAAUGCCAUGGCCUCAUCGAUGACAAGCCUCUUAGAUUUAGAGGAGAAGUGUAUCACCCGUAUCACUUCAAUUGUACUCUAUGCGGUAUUGAAUUGAACUCGGAUGCAAGGGAACUUAAAAGCCGCCCUGGAUACACUGCAAACGAUAUGAAUGAGCUGUAUUGUUUGAGAUGUCAUGACAAAAUGGGUGUUCCCAUCUGUGGUGCUUGUAGAAGACCGAUAGAAGAGCGGGUGGUUACAGCUUUAGGCAAACAUUGGCAUGUUGAGCAUUUUGUCUGUGUGAAAUGUGAAAAACCAUUCUUGGGCCAUCGCCAUUAUGAGAAGAAGGGAAUGGCUUAUUGUGAAACACAUUACCAUCAAUUGUUUGGUAAUCUCUGUUUUGCCUGCAAUCAAGUCAUCAGUGGUGACGUUUUUAUGGCGAUGAACAAAGCAUGGUGUGUCCACCACUUUGCAUGUUCGAUCUGCGAUCAGAAGAUGAACCAGAAGACAAAAUUCUACGAGCUUGACCUGAAGCCAGUUUGUAAAAAGUGUCACGACAAGCUCCCGCACGAACUGAAGAGAAGGCUCCGGAAGGCUCUGGAAUACGCGCCAAAAACAGCAGUUGCCUAGCAGACAGUAUGCGACCUGAUUGCUGAAAAAUGCCAGUCACUUCGCAAAGGAUCAUCAAACUAAUAUAAUUAAAACUAAUUAAUUAACUUUUAAAAAUUAAUAUUUAAAUAUCUCAAGAUCUGUCGUUUGUUAUAUUUUAACUUUAUAACAAGACCACUGGUGUUAAUUUCUCUUGUCAAAGAGGUGCUGUUUAUCAGUUGAACAUUAUUACAUGAAUUACUAACAAGAAGGUACAAUUUGUUAUGAAAAAAAAAAAGUGAGGUGGUUUAAACGGGUAUUAUUACAUUGUCUGAUGGACAUGAUAUAAAUUCAUUAUAAAAUAGUAUUAAUAUUGAGAGAAAAAAUUUCCAAAAUGGACUGAAAUUUAUAGUCAAUAGAAUGUUUAUAGCAAGUGUUUAAACCAAAUUAUUAUUGUACUAUUCAAAUCAGUAGAAAUU